GGGGCGGAGCGGAGUGUCGGGUGUCACGCAACGAGCACGUGACUGCCAUGGCCGCUGUUACGCGCGACGCCGCUCGGUAGUAAACUGUAAUCUCCGGCAGUAGAGGCGCUUCGAUCCGUAAGGAAAGACUGCAUUCUUUUCAGGCCGUUCCGAGCUCUUUGCUCCGCGCUGUCUUGUACCUUGGCCUCCCAAACUUUAUUCGUACGGUAGUAGCAGCUGCGGCGUCGUCGUCGUCUACGGAGGAGGAGUCAACAGGUCUCAGAGUUUUGUUACAGCACAGGCCAUAUGUAGACACUUUCUGAGGCACUGACUAGGACGAAGGGCCUCACUGCAGAGUAUAUCAUUCCACCCCUUGAAGAUCUAAAGGACCUGGCAGCAUUAAUGUUGAGGACAACGUAAACAGCUUCUUCGUCAUUAUGUAAGGUUAAUAUAUCUGGUCUGUGGAAAAAGAAGAGAACCAAGGACAAACAGUUGGGACAUCGAGGUUCUGGUUGGAAUUUUGGGACUACUCCCAUCCCUAUUCACCGUUGUCCCCAUCCCUUCAGCUUUUUGUGUGUGUGUGUUUUUUGUUUUUUAAUACAUCUUUUAAACUGGAUGUUUUCUCUCACCAAUCACUAUGCAAGAGGAAUUCAAUUAUUUAUUGAAGGAGAACAAAAAUUUACUUUAGAGGAGUUUUUUUCUCCCUAUUAAUACAACUUCAUUUUUUUUUUUUCUUCUGGCUAACUCUCAAGGUUUAAGACAAAUGUAAUUGAUCAUCAUUAUACAACAUACUUAAUUGUGUCUGGAUAAAAAAAACUAACUUAGUCUUUGUCAUCAAUAAGUUUUACUCUAUAAGGAAUAUUUGUGUGGAUAGUCCUUCCCGGCCCAGGCAAAACUUUUAAUCAAGCACUGGUGUUCAAACCAUGUCAAGUAACAGUGGCUCUUGCCCUACUCCUUCUGGAGAGGGCCACAUCAAUGGAUAUCCUGUGUCACCUUAUCCCUUUUUCUUUCCGCACAUGAUUGGAGGACUAUCCCCGUUAGGUAUCACCAGUCUGCAACACCAGCUCCCUGUCAGUGGCUACAGCACUCCAUCUCCUGCAACAAUAGAAACUCAGAGCACCAGUUCAGAAGAAAUUGUGCCAAGCCCGCCCUCUCCGCCCCCGCCACCAAGAGUCUACAAGCCCUGCUUUGUGUGCCAGGACAAGUCUUCAGGGUACCACUAUGGGGUCAGCGCCUGUGAGGGAUGCAAGGGCUUUUUUAGACGGAGCAUACAGAAGAACAUGGUGUACACAUGCCAUCGUGACAAGAACUGCAUUAUCAACAAGGUGACGAGAAACCGCUGCCAGUAUUGUCGGCUGCAGAAGUGCCUCGAAGUAGGAAUGUCUAAAGAGUCAGUAAGAAAUGACCGCAAUAAGAAAAAGAAGGAAGAAAAGAAGCAAGAGUGUUCUGAGAGCUACAUAAUGAGUCCAGAAACAGAGGAUAUGAUUGAGAAAGUCCGAAAAGCACAUCAGGAAACUUUCCCUUCUCUCUGUCAGCUUGGAAAAUACACUACGAAUUAUAGCUCAGACCAGCGAGUAUCUCUGGAUAUUGACUUGUGGGAUAAAUUUAGUGAGUUGUCUACCAAGUGCAUCAUUAAGACUGUUGAAUUCGCCAAACAGCUGCCUGGGUUCACCACACUAACCAUUGCUGACCAAAUCACUCUUCUCAAAGCCGCCUGUCUUGACAUUCUGAUUCUGCGGAUUUGCACACGGUAUACACCAGAGCAAGAUACGAUGACCUUCUCAGAUGGCCUAACCCUCAAUAGGACGCAGAUGCACAAUGCUGGCUUUGGGCCACUAACCGACUUGGUGUUUGCAUUUGCCAAUCAGUUGCUGCCACUAGAGAUGGAUGACGCAGAGACUGGGCUGUUGAGCGCAAUUUGUUUGUUGUGUGGAGACCGCCAGGACCUGGAGCAAUCAGACAAAGUGGAUACGCUACAGGAACCUCUCCUUGAAGCCCUCAAAAUUUACGUAAGGAAGAGAAGACCUCACAAACCUCAUAUGUUUCCCAAGAUGUUAAUGAAGAUCACAGACCUCCGUAGCAUCAGUGCCAAGGGAGCAGAGCGAGUGAUCACUCUGAAGAUGGAGAUACCAGGCUCAAUGCCACCACUCAUUCAAGAAAUGCUAGAGAACUCUGAAGGCAUGGAGCCUCUAGGACACCACCAAGGGAGGAGUAGCACAGUCUCUGCAGGCAGUUGUAGCCCUAGCCUGUCCCCCAGCUCAACCCAAAGCAGCCCCACCACACAGUCUCCGUAGCGCUUGCAGCUCUUCAACUACUGCACUACUGGCCAAAACAAGACUGUGACUGUGCUCAGUGACUCGGAAAUUCAUGGAUUUGAGCCUGCGUGUUCCACUGCACUGGGCAAUGGGCAAAUUCUAUAGGCAAUACCACAGUAUUUGAUAUACAUAUCCUUGGUUGUGAAUUUUAUUUUUUGUUAUAAUGCAGUAACACUGCUGGAUUUUAAAAGGCUUACAGACUGGAUUUCUACCUGUAUCAGAUUUGGAAAUUCUUUGAUUAUAUGAACUUUGUUCAGAAGGCAUGAAGGAUGAUGAGGAAAUGCACUGUUUGCGGGAAUGUUUUGUACAUUGUGGCAAAAGAGGAGUACCAUAAUGUUUUACAUUUUUGAACCCGUUCCACCACAACACAUUUUGUGUGAUGAUGAUAAUACAAGAAAAGGAGGCAAAGAAUUGUUAUUGAAGUUUUAUCACCAUUUGUUUUAAGAACGUGUUCUUUUUGGGUUUUUUUUGUUCUCCACUCUUGUGAUGUGACAGUGUAUCUAAAAACUGCAACCUCUAGCUGAAUGCUGGUGGAAGUUAGAAAUUAGCAUACUUUAAAAAGAAAAAAAAAACAACUUUAGACAAAAAUUGCACAAUACCAGGUGAUUUUGCUUGUGUGUGUGUAUGUAUGUGUGUGUGUAUAUAUAUAUAUAUAUAUAUAUAUAUAUAUAUAGUGUAUGUGUUUAUACAUAUAAACAUCUCUCUCUCUCUGUCAUAUAUAAAGUGAAUUAUGAGAGUGACAGAGAAAUGUAGAUAUGAAUAUGCCUGUAAUAUAUACCACACACACAAACAAACAAACACCAUUUCAGACUGGACCUGCUAUUUCUGUUCAUUUUACAUUAGGUUCACCCAUCCUUCAAAAGCAAUGAAGAUUAUCUUUAAAGAUGGAAUUUGGUAGCCUCUGAGAUAUUGUAUAUAAGCUGUAUUCAUUUCUUUUAAACUAUGAGGACUUUAGCCUUCACUUCAGUUGUUAAUGCCUUUUCGUUUUGUUAAAAAAAAAAAAAAAAA
Messenger RNA from Polypterus senegalus (gray bichir), 3302 nucleotides. It is a transcript of the gene raraa, whose product is annotated as retinoic acid receptor, alpha a. The record is from RefSeq and is a predicted model, not a curated record. Gene Ontology annotation, biological process: cellular response to corticotropin-releasing hormone stimulus; retinoic acid receptor signaling pathway; regulation of transcription by RNA polymerase II. NCBI's taxonomy places the organism in Eukaryota, Metazoa, Chordata, Cladistia, Polypteriformes, Polypteridae. Gene Ontology annotation, molecular function: zinc ion binding; nuclear receptor activity; nuclear glucocorticoid receptor binding. Gene Ontology annotation, cellular component: nucleus; transcription regulator complex. The transcript is spliced from 10 exons. Bases 903 to 2273 code for a protein of 456 amino acids.